ACUAAUUUGCAAGGACCAAAAUAAAUAAAAGAAAAAAGAAAAAGAAAGUGUACAUGAUCUGGGAACAGACAGUAGAUUCAAGUGAUUGGAGUGAAGAAAACAAAAAAUCCCUAACUAAACAUACGCCACUCUGUUCACUUUGCUCGACAAUGGCGUUGGAGCUCCCAAAUGAUCUGAUCCAGCAAGCCAAGAUCUCGACCCGAACCGAAGCGGGUCUACCCGACUACAACCCAGAUGACCCUUCACUUCCGGCCAUGCCUUCUCUUUCCGCCUCCGUCGCCGCCUUUGACCCUUCACCACCCUAUCUCCGUUGUAAACACUGCCAAGGCAAGCUUCUCAGAGGGCUUCAGUCCUUGAUUUGCAUAUAUUGCGGUCAGAAAUUGCACCAAAACGCUAACGUGGCUCCUGACCCCAUUUCCUUUAAGUCUACUGUUGGCUAUCAAUGGUUGCUCCAAGCCCUUCGCCUUGAUGGAUCGG
Messenger RNA from Nicotiana tabacum (common tobacco), 477 nucleotides. The record is from RefSeq and is a predicted model, not a curated record. NCBI's taxonomy places the organism in Eukaryota, Viridiplantae, Streptophyta, Magnoliopsida, Solanales, Solanaceae.